AAGACAGAGUUAAACACUGUUUGGACUCUGGCUGCCUAAGAGGAACUGAAAUUUUUCAAAGCUCAGCUGUCAGCUCUCAAAGGCUGCUACAGUAACUUUCUGAGCAGAUUGGGUUAAAUAUUUUUAGAGACCCAUUCUACGAUGAUAAGGCGGUAAUAAUUUGUGCAGUGCAACACUCCAAAGGCUUCCAAAUUUCUCAAGCCUCUUUGUAUGUGGUCCUCACAGUGAAGAAGAGUCGGAGCUACAAAGAUGAAGCGUCUACUUUUCCUGGUGCUGAUUUCAGUCUGUUGGGCUGACCACCUUUCUGACAGCUACACUCCCGAUCAGGACAGAGUCAUUCACAUCCAAGCGGAAAAUGGACCCCGUCUUCUGGUGGAAGCAGAACAAGCCAAGGUCUUCUCACACAGAGGUGGCAAUGUGACACUGCCAUGUAAAUUUUACCGAGACCCUACAGCGUUUGGCUCAGGAAUCCACAAAAUCCGCAUUAAGUGGACCAAGCUAACUUCAGAUUACCUCAGGGAAGUGGAUGUCUUCGUUUCCAUGGGAUACCACAAGAAAACUUAUGGAGGCUAUCAAGGCCGAGUGUUUCUGAAGGGAGGCGGUGACAAUGACGCCUCCCUGGUCAUCACAGAUCUCACCCUGGAGGAUUAUGGAAGAUACAAGUGUGAAGUGAUUGAAGGACUGGAAGAUGAUACGGCUGUGGUAGCGUUAGAUUUGCAAGGUGUAGUGUUUCCUUACUUUCCACGGCUGGGGCGCUACAAUCUUAACUUUCACGAGGCACGGCAGGCUUGUCUGGACCAGGAUGCUGUGAUUGCUUCUUUUGACCAGCUGUAUGAGGCCUGGCGGAGUGGGCUGGACUGGUGCAACGCUGGCUGGCUCAGUGAUGGUUCUGUGCAGUACCCUAUCACCAAACCACGAGAACCCUGCGGGGGCCAAAACACAGUGCCCGGUGUGAGGAACUACGGGUUUUGGGACAAAGAUAAAAGCAGAUAUGAUGUUUUCUGUUUUACAUCCAACUUCAAUGGCCGAUUUUACUACCUGAUUCACCCUACCAAACUCACCUACGACGAGGCGGUGCAAGCUUGUCUCAAUGACGGUGCUCAGAUUGCAAAAGUAGGCCAGAUAUUUGCUGCCUGGAAGCUUCUGGGCUAUGACCGCUGCGAUGCCGGCUGGCUGGCGGAUGGCAGUGUCCGCUAUCCUAUUUCUCGGCCAAGAAGGCGCUGCAGUCCUACAGAGGCUGCUGUGCGCUUUGUGGGUUUCCCGGAUAAAAAGCAUAAGCUGUACGGGGUCUAUUGCUUCAGAGCCUACAACUGAGCGUGCCCUAGGAAGAGCCAGUUCUCGGGUCAUAGGGAACACGUGAAAGGUUUUUGGUUUUUUGUUUUUAAUAUGAACUCAUGCAAGUUACCAAAACUGUGAUAACCCUUUUUUCACUUACUGUAAAGAGUCGUUUUCAUAAAGGCCAAUCAUAUCCGUUUGUUUUCUAAAGCUAUCAGUCGAUAUAUAUUAUAAAUUAAUAUAAGUUUAAGGGAAGCUAAAAAAUGGGCUUUAGAGCCAACUGGUUUCUGCUAUCAUCCCAACAAAAUGCCAUUUCAUGAAUGGGGCAUGCAGUAGGCUGAGAAUCAAUCACCAGGACUUAGGGAAGGUAAAAUUACUUGCCGCAGCAACUUCCACAAGCACAAAUUUUACACAUUUCUACAAUUCUGAAAUGCACUUCAUUAAACAAAUUAAAAUAACAAAUUUGAAAUACAGGCUUCUUUACAUAAAUCAGGAUUCUGGGAGGUGCAAAAAAAACUCAGUUUCACAAGGGAACAAUGGACACUUUUCUAAAAGUUAGUCUCCAAUAUACAGAAUAGUUUACUCUGUGAAAUUUUACCUUUUUGACCAAAAAGAAAACCAUAUAGAAUCAUAUGCAUAAUAAUAAAUCCACAAUUAGAAUUCCUAGGUCAACCCAUUUAUAUGAAGUAUAGACUUAAAUACACAGAUAAUAUCUUACCAAUGAGAGAGUCCUACCUUCUAAUUAAAAUUACCUAUCUGAGAAGAAUUGUUUUAUUAUUUUUGAGUAGCUUUACUGAAUUAUAUUUAAAUUCUAAGAACAUUUGCUAAGCAGUAUUUAGAAUCUACUCAGGGCAGUUAAAAGGAUAAACUGCUGGACAGAAAACAUAUUAAAAGUAGCAACUUGAUUUUAUGUUAGCUUUUGAAACAUUAUUGUCUUAUAUAAUAAGUUUAACCUAUUUAAUAUUUCUUUCUUAGUUACAUUACAUGAGAAAAUCCAUCAGAUGAA
Messenger RNA from Acomys russatus (golden spiny mouse), 2281 nucleotides. It is a transcript of the gene Hapln1, whose product is annotated as hyaluronan and proteoglycan link protein 1. Lineage: Eukaryota; Metazoa; Chordata; Mammalia; Rodentia; Muridae. Bases 250 to 1314 code for a protein of 354 amino acids. Gene Ontology annotation, biological process: cell adhesion. Gene Ontology annotation, molecular function: hyaluronic acid binding. The record is from RefSeq and is a predicted model, not a curated record. The transcript is spliced from 4 exons.